CCAGCACGGAUGUUACAUUGAAUAUUGUACAAGAGAAGAUCAGCACUUUAACGGCAGAUCCACAGUUAGUCAAGUACAGCACCUGUCCGGCUGUCUCUGUCCUCUCAGGAUGUCCUCAGACAUUUAUUCUAAACCAGAUUUAUCAACAAAGGUGAGAUACAACAGGGCAGCAGGAUGGGAGGAGAUGGAGGUGGAUAUCUAUGAGACUGUUGAUAAUCUUACUGUUUUUCAGUCACAGGAAGAAGGACGACAGACUCAGGAGCAUCAUGCUCUGCAGAAAAGACCUGUCAGAGGUGCAACACUGUGUCGAGGAGUGUUGUGCACGGUGGUUUUAGUCGUGGUCGUCAUCUUGUUCAUAUACGCUGUUUUAGUCACCUUGGAAGUCAACCAGCUGAAGACCAAACUCAACCAACUGAACAACACCUACAAUCAGCUGCUCAACAAUGUUUCUGGAGAAUGUCCUGAUGGAUGGAGAAGAUUUGGAUCCAGUUUUUACAAAAAAUUCACUGAGAGUAAAACUUGGUCUGAGAGCAGGAAGGACUGUGAGAAAAGAGGAGCUGAUCUGGUGAUCAUAAACAGCAAAGAGGAGCAGGAUUUUGUGAGACGACUGAACACGAAUGGAUACUCAUGGAUUGGUCUGAAAGCUGAAAGGUCGACAAGGACACAGGAAUAUGAAUGGAAAUGGGUGGACGGAUCACCACUGACAACAACGUUCUGGUUUGCAGGAUGGUCUCAAGAUCAGUAUAACCGACAUGGAUAUGCUGCACUGUGUUGUACUAAUAAAGGGAAAUGGACAUAUUCAUAUUACACUCACAGUAAUCACUGGAUCUGUGAGAAGAAAAUACAAGAUUUCUUUGUUGAAUCCUGAUUAACUUCAGAUAACAUUUGGUCACUUUCAUUUAUUGUGUUUCAUGUGUCAUUUAUAAAUGUGUUUAUUCUGAACUUCAUCAUGUGUACAGGGUAGUGAAGCUGUCAUCAGAACUACAGGAGAACCUGAUAAUGCUGAAGUAAAAUAUAAUUAUUGUAAAUAAGUAUAAAUGCAGCUUUUCUUCACUUUGUUUACUUGGGUUUUUAAAUUUGACGUGUGAGGAAUGAAGAGUUGUCAGUUAAAAUAAUUCUUUAUUCUGCUUCAUUUACAUAAACAUUUGUCCUCCUGCUUCAUUUUCCCAAAAACUAAAGUUACAAUUUAGUUGUUUUUAACAUAAAAAUGUUUAAAUCAAAGAUACUUAAAUACAAGAACACGAGGAUGG
Molecule: messenger RNA, 1250 nt
Organism: Cololabis saira (Pacific saury)
Lineage: Eukaryota; Metazoa; Chordata; Actinopteri; Beloniformes; Belonidae
Product: CD209 antigen-like protein A
Exons: 6
Coding region: 110-868 (252 amino acids)
Source: RefSeq, a predicted model, not a curated record